Molecule: messenger RNA, 4115 nt
Organism: Papilio xuthus (Asian swallowtail)
Lineage: Eukaryota; Metazoa; Arthropoda; Insecta; Lepidoptera; Papilionidae
Gene: Nup133
Product: nuclear pore complex protein Nup133
Exons: 20
Coding region: 127-3444 (1105 amino acids)
Biological process (GO): protein import into nucleus; transcription-dependent tethering of RNA polymerase II gene DNA at nuclear periphery; poly(A)+ mRNA export from nucleus
Cellular component (GO): nuclear pore outer ring
Molecular function (GO): structural constituent of nuclear pore; protein binding
Source: RefSeq, a predicted model, not a curated record
UAUCAAAUGUCAACCGUCAAACUAAAUGUCAAAAGCAACCGCAAUCAUAACGGUCGUUUGUUACAUUUUUAGAAACAUAAACUAUUUUAUUAAUAUUGUCUGCAGUUUUAAUUAUAAGUAGCCAGAAUGGAUUUUAACAGUACAGGCGGGAUUAGAAGUCCAUUUUCACCAAGGGUUAAACAAUCCAUUACAGGAAGAAGACCAAUCGGAUUGUCGUCUGCCAAAAAAUCACAAAGUAACUAUAUGCAGUCUCCGGGAGCACAGAAAACUGGAGAUGUUAUCUACAAGACGCCGUUGAUCACAUUAGAGACCUAUGGCCUGCCUCUGCCCGUCAUGGUCACAGAAGCUCUCACUUUUGCAAGUGGCGAGGUGAGCGCGCGUAUGUCAACUUGCGGGUGGUGCUGGGUGGUGGCAGGGCGACGUGUGUUGGCCUGGCCUAAUCGGCCCGAACUGGUCGCCGCCGCACGGGAACUUACUCUGCCGCAGACUGACCUCGCGCACAAAGCCGACCUUGUUGUGCUCUUCUACGAAGAUGAUGCACAGCUGCCAUCUUGUAUUGGGGUGUCACCAGAGGGAGUGAUUCGGUACUGGCCCAGCGUGGGACAGGAGGGCGUGUACGUGGACGUUUCUGCCGAGCUGGCCGGCCAGGAGUGCGAGCAGCUGGGAGAGCCGACGAAGAGCGGCUUGGUCCUCGCCACCACCACAUGCACCGUCGUCCUGCUCACACCUACCAUGUUGGAGGGCCGUCCCACAGUGACGUGCCGCACGCUGCGCCCGCCGAGCGGCUGGCUGGGGGGCAUCGGCCGCCGCGUCUCGCUGCUCUUCUUCGGCUCCAUGCCGGCCAACGCCGACACUAAGCUGGUGGGCGUGGUGGUGCUGAGCGGGGGCGUGGUGGAGGGCGGAGGCGAGGCGGGGGCGGAGGACGGAGCGCAGGAGGAAGGUGCGGCGGAGGAGUGCGUGGCGCUGGUGGCUAGCGGGCCGCAGCUGCAGCUGUGGCGCGGCGCCGAGCUGCACGAGCACCACCUUCACCGCGCGCUCGCCGACGCCACGCUGCGCGCGCACCAGGGACACCUGCCGCACCAAGUGGACCUGAGCGGGCUGGAGGUGACGGCGCUGGACGUGCACGCGAGCGGGCCGCACUCGCUGGUGCUGCUCGUGGCCGCCGUCAGCGUGGCGCGUUCGCCCGACAAGCGCUACGCCAUCGUGGAGCUGGACGUGUCGCAGCCGCAGCGCGUGCGCGUCAGGUCUGCGCGGGCGCUGCGGCCGCCGCGCGAGGACGCCCGCCCGCCGCGCUGCCUGCCCUCGCCCGCCACCCCGCUGCUCUACUCCCCCACAUACGUCGCCCUCCUCACCGGCUCGGGCUCCAGCGAGAAGAUGGAAUGUAUCGAGGUGUCCGCGGAGGGCGACCGCGUGCUGGGCGGCGCGCUGUGCGCCGGCGUGCCGCUGCUGUUCACCCGCCAGCACGGCGUGCUCGCGCUGCGCUCCCCGCGCCCCCACCACCUGUCCGUGAGCGACAGCCCGCUCGCCUCGCCCGCCGCCGCCGACCUCUACGAGGGUAACCUCUCCAUGUACGAGAUAGAUCCCAACGAGAUGAACGCCCUGGCCACGGAUCCCCGCAGCAAGUUGAAGACUGCGUUCCUGUUCCACCUGCGGCGGGAGCCCGCGGCGGCGCGCAUCCUGGCCGAGGAGUUCCCGGCGCGUGCUGGGGCGGGGGUGGGGGCGGGGUCGGGGGCGGGGUCAGUGGACGCCCCGCUGGACGCCGCCGUGGCGGGCGCCGCGCGCGAGCUGCUGGACGACGCGCCCGCCGGCGACCCGCGCUGGCGCCGCGCCGCGCCCCGCUCCGCCGCCGCGCUCGGCGCCUCCGCCGCGCUGCAGCUGGCCGCGCAGCUGCGCGACAAGGCGCGCGCCUUCGCCCUCUUCCUCGACUUCCUGCGCGCGCACUCCCUCUGGCGCCGCCUCGCCGACGUCACCAGAGAGUGCGGCGACGGCGCGAUCGGCACGCAGCAGCUGCUGGGCGCGUACGGCGAGCGGCUGGCGGCCGCGCGCGCGCUGCGCCGCCUUCAGGAGGAAGGCGCUCACCUCGUCGACGCCGCCGUGCACCAGGUGGGCAGACUGCACAUGCGGGAUCCUUCCUUCGCCGAUGUGGCGCAGGGCGCGGAGGCGGAGGAGUGGCGCGGCGGGGCGGGCUGGGAGGAGGAGGAGGCGUGCGAGCGCGAGGAGGCGGCGGCGCUGCGGGCGGGCGCGCUGUCGGCCGACGACGUGGCGUUCCGGCGCGUGUCGCGCGGCGUGCUGAGCGAGGUGCAGGCGUGGCGCGCGCAGUGGCUCGCUGCCGGGGGGCCCGCGCCGCCCGCGCGCCCCGCGGACCCCGCGCUGCGCCCCGCCCUGCUGCAGCUGCACACGCCGGAGGCGGGGCAGACGCAGCGCGCGGCCGCGCUGGCGGAGAAGUUCCAGGACCUGGAGCUGCUGGUGCAGCUGUGCGUGCGGGACGGCGACCUGCCGCGCCUGCACACCUACAUGGAGAAAUACGCCGACCAGGGCGUGGCUGAGAUAGCGUUCGCGUGGCUGGCGUCGGGCGGCGGGGAGCGGCGCGCGCUGCUGGUGCGCGAGGUGGGCGCGCGCGAGCCCGACCGCCUGGCGCGCUGGCUGGCCGCGCGCCCCGAGCGGGCCCAGCUGCGCGCGCUGCACCUGCUGGCGCGCCGCCGCCCCGCGCCCGCCGCCGCCGCCCUGCUCGCCCUGCUCGCCCCCGCCCACCGCACGCACGCGCCGCCGCCCACUCUCAACCGCACCACGACGAUCGCGUCGCUGGCCAAGCUGUGCCUGCUGGCGAGCGAGGAGGAGGGCGCGGAGGAGGGCGCACUACGCGAGGCGGAGGCGCAGCUCAGCCUGUGCGAGCACCACCGCGCGCUGCCCGCCGCCCUGCGCCCGCUUGCAUCAGCACCAGCACCAGCACCCGCACCAGCCGGGGACACUGACUGCCCGCUGCUCGGCGCCCGGCGUCUGCUGCAGCUGUACAUAGAGUCGGAGAGCGAGACGCUGACCGAGUACGACUACAAGAAGGCGCUCGACCUCACCGACUUCAUCGAGGAGCCGGAGCUGCGCGAGGAGCUCAGCCUGCAGGUGUGGUGCGCGUGUGCGCUGCGGACGCGCUGGGAGGAGCUGGCCUCCGAGGCGGCGGCGGGCGCGCUGAGAGACACCGCACUCUACCGCCUCGCAGACCUCGUGCACCUCAUGGGCGGCGAGGUGCGGGCCAGCUUGCCGCCGCUGGGCGCGCUGCUCGCCGCGCUGGAGGGGUCGCCGCGCCUAGCUGCCCGCGCCCGCGACCCCCGCUUCCACUUCGCGCUCAAGCUCGCCUACGAGUACAUACAGGAGGACCACCCCGACCCCCGACACUCGCCCCCCACCACCCCCACCACUCCCACCACCCCCACCAUACACUCCUACUAAAACCGGUCACAUCCUGACAACGGUAUUCAUUGUACCCUCUAUUGUUUCAAUACAUUAAAUCCAUAUCGUUUUGUUAUUCAUACAAUAGAGUAGCCAUAAGAGAAAUGUAAAAUUGUGAAAGUUUAAAAAUGUAUAAGUAAGAAGGAGGCAGUCCCGGAGCUGAGACUGUACACUUGUUCACUCUGAAUGUAUCCGGUGGAGGUGACUGAGGUGACCGGAGAGGUAUGUCCGAGUGUUCCCGCUGAGGUAGAUGUUAGCUUCUCUAUAAUGUCAUCACUACUAAAUGAAAUGAACUACAAAAAUUCAUUUUCAAAUGUUUUUCUUUAUCUAUUAAGUGAAAUUGUUGGAUCCAAAUGUUUAGUUAACACAUGUUUUGUUAGUUUUAUGUUUUUAAGAAGAAACGUUUGAUCGAUUAUAUGAUAUAGUUCCUAUGUUAUAUUUAAUAAAAUGUCGAUAUCGACAUAACAUUUUACAAAUUGACGUAUUAUAAUUUUAUAAUACGUCAGUUUGUGAAUAUUGUAAUCGUGUACGAGUUACCAGCCAAAUCACAAACGGCGGAACAACAUUUGUUAAAUGUCUUUCGAUGACUAUUUAAUAAUGUAUCAAUGAACGAAAUAUAUUUUUGUACCGUAUUUGUAACGUGUCUAAAUUGCCUCUAAAAUAAACACAAA